This is a messenger RNA of Ilyonectria robusta, 1047 nucleotides long. RefSeq lists its product as uncharacterized. Bases 1 to 1047 code for a protein of 348 amino acids. Gene Ontology annotation, molecular function: oxidoreductase activity, acting on the CH-OH group of donors, NAD or NADP as acceptor. The transcript is spliced from 2 exons. The record is from RefSeq and is a predicted model, not a curated record. NCBI's taxonomy places the organism in Eukaryota, Fungi, Ascomycota, Sordariomycetes, Hypocreales, Nectriaceae.
AUGGAUCAUCUACCAACCGCAAUCCCCCGGGGGUCUUGGGUCCUUGUCGUCGCAGCUGGCGGCUACACGGGCUGCCAUGUUGUCAUCGAGCUUCUGGAACGCGGCUUCAACGUCCGCGGUUCAGUGCGCGAGUUGGAAGAUGGUCAAUGGCUUCUGGAGGACCCAGCCAUAAAGCCCUUUGCCGAUCAGAGCCGGUUCGAGCUCGUGGUCGCCGACCCUUUGAAGCCCAAUGCUUUCGACGAUGCAGUCCAGGGAGUCUCAGCUGUCAUCCACAUCGGAGUCUUCAGCGACUUCUUUCCAGAUCCCAACACUUCUAUCCCGAUUGCAGUCGAGUCAGCUUUGACUGUCUGUCGAUCCGCCGCCAAAGAGCCGUCGAUCAAGCGGUUUGUGUUUACUACAACCUUCUGGACGGCCGCGGUGCCUGUACCCGGUGAUACAUCGACAAUCAGCAUGGACACCUGGAAUGACGAGAUCCUCAAGGCAGCCUGGGCGCCGCCGCCGUAUGAGCUCAGCCGCGUGCUGGAAGUCUACUUUGCUGGCAAAACAGAAGCUGAGAAGGCCGUCUGGAAGUUUGCAGCAGAGAAUGAGGUGCCCUGGGAACUCAACUCGGUUAGUCCCUGCUGGAUCUUGGGCGACCUACGACACGUCAACAAUGUCCGUUCCGUCCCCCUGCAGUUGAUGGAGCAAUUUUUUCAGGGCAAGGUGGACGGCUUAACGGAUACUCCAGCGGUGUAUUACUCGCACGUCAUCGACAAUGCAAUCGUCCACGUUGCUGCAGCAAUUGACCCUGACGUUAAAGGCUCGCGGAUCCAGGUAAAGGCUAACUCGUUCACUUUGAAUGACGCCCUGGCAAUUAUGCGCGAAGCCUACCCGAGCGACGACUUUGUAGAGGAUUUCAUCGUCGGGAACCCUAAAUUGGAAUAUCACAUUGAAAACGAUAUUGCUCCGUCGCUGAUCCAGAAAUGGGCCGGGAGGGGCUGGCUUGAUUUGAAGCAGGGCGUUAUUGAGACUCUUCAAUUUAUGAGGAAGGCCGGGUUAGUUGAUUGA